GAUAAAUUAUACUGUUAAUAUAUAAAUUACACAUUGUUUUACACAAAAUAUAUGUAAUUAUAUCCUGUGCAGCUAUAUCCUUUUCUACUGAUCGUUAUACUUUCAACGUUGCAUUACGCACUAUAGAAAUAGCGGCGAUGCGUAUAUCCGUGCAACUAUGUUAGAACUCCUAUAUCGUUUACGCAUUUUCACUCGUCAUCGACAUGAUUCUCAGACAUGCAAUGACUGAGGAAAGAGGGACAGCCCCUCGUGCACGCAUGUCUUCCCCUCACUUUGUUACAUAUGACAGAUACGGUACGCACCUGCACGCGAUCACGGAAUCAUUAUUCCCCCCGCGCUUGCGUCGCCACGCGGACAUCGAGACACUACCGUGUGAGUACUUCAGUCGAUCUUGCAUCCUUCAAGCAACAGCAUGUACGAUCGAUCCCGACUCCCCGACAAAAUAUACAACAUACACUACAAACAAGAUAUACAUUAUGCCAUGCAACUGUGCCGGUGGAUUCUAAAACCGAUUGGUAUCUGGCAUUUGACUUACGAUCGCUCGUCGCGACGCGACAAGCUCCUUUCAUUUGUGCUGAUCUUCGUGUGCUUCUCCGGUCUGUGCUUCGUGCUUGUACCUGCCGGUCCAUACAUUCUAUUCCGCGAGAAAGACGUCAAUAUUAAAGUCAAGCUAUUCGGACCGGUCGGUUUCUGCCUAACCGCCGCGAUCAAGUAUUGCUUCCUCGGAGCGCGUGUCUCGGCGAUCGGAAGAUGUGUCAAACAUCUCGAAAGCGAUUGGCGGGCCGUACAGCAUCAGGAUCAUCGCAGAAUGAUGCUGAGGAAUUCCCUGGUAGGUCGCAGACUAACGACGUUAUGCGUGAUCUUUCUUUACACCGGCGGCAUGUCCUAUCACGCAAUCAUGCCGUUGUCGUCUAGAACGAGGACGAACGGCAGCUUCACGAGUAGACCCCUGGUUUAUCCAGGAUACGAUCUCUAUGUCGACUCUCAGGCAAGUCCGGCUUACGAGACCAUCUUUUGCAUGCAUUGCCUGUCCGCAAUAAUACAAUAUAGCUGUACGACGGCAGCGUGCAGUUUAGCUGCGAGUUUCGCGACGCACGCGUGCGGACAGGUACAGAUAUUGAUGACACUUUUGGACGAUUUAGUCGAUGGAGAAAGGACUAAAGGCACUGUCGAGAAACGUCUAAGCUUGAUAGUGAGGCAUCACGUGCGUGUGCUGAGAUUUACGGCCGACGUGGAGGAAGUAUUACGAGAAAUAUGCUUGAUGGAACUUGUGGCCGCCACCUUGAUUAUAUGCUUGCUCGAAUAUUAUUGCAUGAUGGAAUGGGCGAAUAGCGACGCUGUGGCAAUUCUCACGUAUUUCAUUUUAUUGAUAUCUUUAACGUUCAACAUCCUGAUAUUCUGCUAUAUCGGCGAACUUCUCGUAGAAGAGUAUAGCAAAAUUGGUUCAGCCGCGUAUGAAAUUAAUUGGUACGAUUUACCUGGUCACAGGGCAGUUGAUCUUGUUAUGAUUAUCACGAUGUCUCAUUACCCACCAAAGCUUACCGCUGGCAAAUUUGUCGAAUUGUCCCUCAAUACUUUCAGCGCAGUGAGUUUCAUAAAUAACUAUUGUUAUUGCUCAAUUUCUACACUUGUACCCCUCUUCUAUUCAUUUCUCGUGAUUUAAUUGUUAUUCUUACAUUACUAAUU
Molecule: messenger RNA, 1686 nt
Organism: Monomorium pharaonis (pharaoh ant)
Lineage: Eukaryota; Metazoa; Arthropoda; Insecta; Hymenoptera; Formicidae
Gene: Or52
Product: odorant receptor 4
Exons: 4
Coding region: 413-1663 (416 amino acids)
Biological process (GO): detection of chemical stimulus involved in sensory perception of smell; sensory perception of smell
Cellular component (GO): plasma membrane
Molecular function (GO): odorant binding; olfactory receptor activity
Source: RefSeq, a predicted model, not a curated record